Molecule: messenger RNA, 2430 nt
Organism: Harmonia axyridis
Lineage: Eukaryota; Metazoa; Arthropoda; Insecta; Coleoptera; Coccinellidae
Product: histone H2A deubiquitinase MYSM1-like
Exons: 1
Coding region: 145-2337 (730 amino acids)
Biological process (GO): double-strand break repair
Cellular component (GO): BRCA1-A complex; BRISC complex
Molecular function (GO): metallopeptidase activity; polyubiquitin modification-dependent protein binding
Source: RefSeq, a predicted model, not a curated record
UGUUCAAAGUAUGAAGUCUAGUUGUAUGUUUCAGUUGUUCUGUGGUGUGGGUCAAAUUGCGACUUGAUACUUGUUUGGAAACAUGUCUAGUUAGCAUGGGAUACAAAUUUUAUUUUUGUUGAUAUAAUACUAUCGUAAACAAAAAUGGAUGAAGAUGAAGAAAUAAAUAUAGUUGGCGAUCCAAAUUUUUUGAAUUGCGAUUACACAGUCCAUCCACAAUGGUUGUUGGAUAGGCCUAGUACAAAUCCAGAUUGCUGGUAUAAUAAUUCGACCUCCAACAGGAGUCGUGAAGAUUCGGACCAGGAACCCAUAGGUCAUAUAACUACAGAAAAUUCUAUAACUGAUGAAAGUGGUUGGACUGAAAAAGAAAAAACAUUGUUAGAAAGAGGUAUUGAAAUCUUCGGAAAAAGCCCUCUCCGUCUUUCUCAAUUUAUAGGAACAAAAACACCUUCAGAAAUCAAGUAUUACUUGAAAAGUUUUUAUAUGGAACUUCAUCCAACACAUUUUGUUAGAAAUUCAGUUAGAAAAUUGAGUGAUGACUUUUUAGAACUUGAAAAUAUUCUCAUUGAUUCCCAGAUACCCUGUACAAGUGAGCAAAUAGUUGAAAUUGAUAUUCAAAAUGAGAAUAUAAGAAAGAGAAGAAAAAUUAAUACUUCAAAAGAGAUAGUAAGAAAUAAUAUCAAAAUACCUAGUCAUAAGCAACAAAAUUCUAAAUUUAAUAUAAUUCCGAACAAACAAACAGUAGAGUCAGGCAAAAGUAAACUUGUAAAUAAGAGUAUUUCCAGAAAGAAUAUCAUAAAUAAUGAUUCUAAAAGUAAUAAACUAACAGAUUUGAGCCUAGAAGGAGAAAUUGUUUACAUGAAAAAGACUUCCGAGAGUUCAGAUUCAGAUGUAGAAAUAGAUAUAGAGGAUAAAUGUGAAGAUAAUAAUGUACAAAAAGAUGCACAACAAAUUGUUAUUGAAAAGACAUUGAAUGAAUGUUCACCCAAUGGUGAGAGUAGUGAAAUUAAAGCUGAGAAUGAAAUGAAUGCAUCAGAUGAUGCAGAUAUUUUAAAUCAGUUAUCUUCCUUAGAUAUUCCCAGAUUUGAAGUGAAAUUAGAUAAAAAUAUAAUAUCUGGACUGGAAAAAUUUAUUUUUAGUGAGUUUUUCACCCAUAAUAUAAGUAUUGAUGAAAAAUCUUUGGAAAAUUAUUUGAAACUGAGGAAUCACAUUAUAUUUUCUUGGACCUGCAAAAAACCAAAUUAUUUAACAAAAGGUGAUAUACAAAAAGGAUUUAAACCAUCUGUAAGGAGCACUUUAUGCAAGAUUCAUAAUUUUCUAGAACAAAUUGGAGUGAUUAAUUAUGGAUGUGGGAGAGUUAGAUAUAUCAGACCUAUGCACAAAAUUUUCAAGAAUACAAAAAUGGAAAAUGUGCUGAAAAACUCCACUCAUCCUAAACGAUUCAAAAAAAAGUUUUUACACAAUGGUGAGGGGGGCUGUACAGUUAGUCAUGGGGCCCAUGGAGAAAUUAUAGAAACUACAGUGAUCAAUAAGGAUCCUGUAAACCCAAAAUUGAAAGCAGUGAAGAAACAGCCAACUUAUUUGAUUCAUUGUAAGCCAUUUUCUUGUGACUAUAAAUACAAGGUCAAGUUGCAUUUAUCAACCUUACUUCUCAUGGAUUUUCAUGCUCAUUCUGCAGUUAGUGAAGUAAUGGGGCUUAUUGGAGGUACAUGGAGUCAAAGCACCAAAUUGUUAUCUAUUACUCAUUAUGAACCUUGUAAAAACCUGGCUUCCUCUACUACUCAUUGUGACAUGUGUCCAGUGUCUCAGGCUGAAUCUGCAGAGAGAAUACAUGAUAUGGAAUUAAAUUUGCUGGGUUGGUUCCAUUCACAUCCUAUGUUCGCCCCAGAACCCUCACAGCAAGACUUAGAUACCCAGAAGGGGCUGCAGAAGUGGAUUGGAAAUGAGAAGCCUUGUGUUGGCAUUAUUUUGUCGCCUUUUAAUAGGCCUACAGCUCUAACGCCCUCUGACUAUCGAUGUUUGAUUGUUGACAAACUUGAAAAUGAUGAAAGGCUUUUACCUUAUAAAUUUAAGGUUGAAAUUGUAUCAGAAAAUUUCAAUUUAGAUAGAUUUAUAGCAAAUGUUUCCAGGAUCUAUAACUUUGUAGUUGUGAAUGGGGAUUAUGUCGAUGAAAAAUAUGGAAGCAGCUUCCAACAACCUUAUGUGCAUGAUAAGAGUAUGACAUUUAUGGAAAAGUUUGUUUCAAGUGCCAGAUUGACUUUGGAGAGGUAUUUUUCAGAGCAGCUAUGCCAGAAAAUUGUUAAAGGCAUAAUCAAUGUCUGUAAUAAGCCAACCUAGUUUAGUCUAAGAUUGUUCUUCUCCAAAUGUUCAAAGUUACUGUUAUAUGAAAUUUAGAAGUUCUAGAUGAAAUAAAGGUUUUAACAAUUUGAA